UCCUUUUGACUGGGGCACACAAACACAUCACAGAAACGAGUAAGAUAGACAAGGAAAGGAGGCAAGGAUUGACUUGUAGCACUCGAGGAAGAAUAAUCACGAUGAAGAAAUUAAAUAUAGAAUUUCAAUAAUUGUACCAGUCAACAAGCAACAACUACAAGAGAAUUACAAGAAUCAGAGCUUGAAUUCGUUUUGGUGUGUUCUCUGAUCGUUAUUUCUCAUUCAGGGUAGUGGUUAUAUAGGUGCAUGUGAUGAUACACUGGGUUUUCUUAUCUCCUUCUCAAGCCAAUAGAGAGUGAGGAAACGGGGAUUUCUCUAUUUGAGGUGGGAAUUUCAGAUUUGGUGCUGAUCUUAUAGUAAUCGUGGUUUUGCGCUUGUGGGUUUCUGAAAUUAUGUUGAAAGCUUAAAUUUUUUUUGACGUUUCAUAAGCUCACCAGACUGCAUACGAGUUCCUGGUUUGGGUUAUUGAGAUUUGGAAGAAUCAGGUUUUGCUCUGGUUUUGGUGCUCAACUGUGUUUGGUUUUGAUUUUACGGAGGGGAAUUUUGGGUUUUGGAGCCCUCUCUACUUUUUUUUUUCAGAUACGCACGUGAAUAAGCUAUUGGAUGGGCUAUAGUGACAGGUUUUGAUCUGGAUUAGUUGUGUCUGGAAGAAUUGGGAAUUGAUAUAGAGCAGUGUUGAGUCUUUCUUGAGGGGGUGGCAUUUGGUUUGUUCUUGUAAAUUAUGUUAAAACAGAUACUCAGCAAGCUACCUCGAAAGUCGUCGAAAACUGCAGAAAAUCGUGAGCAUGGAGGACACCAUGCUAUUUAUUCAAAUGUGUCCACUGGUUCGAGAAACAGUGAUCUAGGAACAACCAAGGCUGGGAAUUCGACCAUAACAUCUCUUCCUUCUUCUAAUUCGGUUUCAGAUUUGGGACAGAAUUAUAUUAACCAGGUACAGCGAGCUGCAAAUUUGAAGCAAAAUGGAAAUUCAGGAUUUUCUGCUUAUGAAGCAUUGCCUGGAUUCAGGGAAGUCCCAAACUCGGAGAAGCAGAACUUAUUUAUAAAGAAGCUGCAUCUGUCUGAUUUGGUGUUCGACUUCACUGAUCCAACAAAGAAUCUGAAGGAGAAGGAGAUCAAGCGACAGACAUUGCUAGAGCUAGUGGAUUAUGUUACUUCCGCAAAUGGUAAAUUUCCGGAAACUGUCAUGCAAGAGGCUAUUAAAAUGGUGUCUGCAAACUUGUUUAGGGCAUUCACUCCACAGCCACGUGAUAACAAGGUCAUAAAUGGAUUUGAUAUGGAAGAGGAGGAGCCCUCAAUGGAUCCUGCAUGGCCACACUUGCAAAUUGUUUAUGAAUUCUUACUAAGGUUUGUGGCAUCACCUGAGACAGAUGCAAAAUUGGCGAAAAGAUACAUUGACCAAUCCUUUAUCCUGAAGUUGCUUGAUUUGUUCGACUCUGACGAUCCUCGAGAAAGGGAGUACCUGAAAACAAUUCUUCACCGGAUCUAUGGUAAAUUUAUGGUACAUCGUCCAUUCAUCAGAAAAGCCAUCAACAAUAUCUUUUUUGGAUUUAUCUUUGAGACUGAGAAGCAUAAUGGGAUUGCUGAACUGCUAGAAAUUCUGGGUAGCAUUAUCAAUGGAUUUGCUUUGCCACUGAAAGAAGAACAUAAAGCUUUUCUUGUCCGUGUACUUAUUCCCCUGCAUAAACCUAGAUGCUUGGCCAUGUACCAUCAGCAGUUAUCAUACUGCAUCACUCAGUUUGUGGAGAAAGACUGCAAGCUUGCUGAUACUGUUAUCAGGGGUUUAUUGAAAUACUGGCCUAUCACUAAUAGUUCAAAGGAAGUGAUGUUCCUGAAUGAAUUGGAGGAAGUUUUAGAACCAACUCAGCCGCCAGAAUUUCAGCGCUGCAUGGUUCCCCUCUUUCGACAGAUUGCAAGGUGUUUGAACAGUUCACACUUUCAGGUGGCAGAGAGAGCUUUGUUUUUAUGGAACAAUGAUCACAUAGAGAAUCUGAUCACACAAUACCGUACGGUCAUAUUGCCCAUUAUUUUUCCUGCCUUGGAGAGAAAUGCCAGAAAUCAUUGGAAUCAGGCCGUCCAUAACUUGACUAUGAAUGUCCACAAGAUUUUCCAAGAUCUUGAUCCCGAGCUCUUCAAGGAAUGUUUGCUUAAGUUUGAAGAAGAUGAAUCAAAGGCAGUUGAGAUCAAAGCUAAACGUGAAGCUACGUGGAACCGUUUAGAAAAUCUUACUGCUCAGAAAACUGCAAGUAAUGCUGCAGUGCUUGAUUCUUGCAAAACAAACAUAUCUUCAGCUUAGUGAGAACAGGAUACUAUCGAUGCCAGUCACGUUUUUUCCUUCUCUCUGAUUAAGGUGGGAUUCAUAAAAUAGAAACAUUGUCCAGAUGAUGAACUGUUUAUGGAUUGUUCCUCACCUGUUUCAGAAGGAAUCUAAUACGCGGUACGCUUACUGGCUUGUCCUGAGGCCAAAUGAACAUUUUCUAAAUUUCUCUUGAAUCCUUUAGAUUUCUUAGCUUACAAGAUCAUAUUGUUUUGAAAAUGUGAUAAGCUUUAAAAGAACUUUUGAUAGAUGAUAAUCCGAUUGGCCGUGAGGAUGGGGUUCCUAUUGUAAAAUAAAUAUUUUUGUUAUAUUGUUUCUAAUGCUCUUUUUUUCAUGGUUCA
Messenger RNA from Tripterygium wilfordii, 2655 nucleotides. RefSeq names its product serine/threonine protein phosphatase 2A 57 kDa regulatory subunit B' theta isoform-like. The transcript is spliced from 3 exons. The record is from RefSeq and is a predicted model, not a curated record. NCBI's taxonomy places the organism in Eukaryota, Viridiplantae, Streptophyta, Magnoliopsida, Celastrales, Celastraceae. Gene Ontology annotation, molecular function: protein phosphatase regulator activity. Gene Ontology annotation, cellular component: protein phosphatase type 2A complex. Gene Ontology annotation, biological process: signal transduction. Bases 722 to 2293 code for a protein of 523 amino acids.